Lolium perenne is the source of this 582-nucleotide messenger RNA. The record is from RefSeq and is a predicted model, not a curated record. NCBI's taxonomy places the organism in Eukaryota, Viridiplantae, Streptophyta, Magnoliopsida, Poales, Poaceae.
AUGGAAAGCUAUGAGGCUUCGAAGCACUUCUUUGGUUGUAUGAUGAAAGAGGGCAGCUUCAACUUUGUGAUGAACUACAACAUGCAGAACAUGAACAAGGAGUUACCUGAACUCUUCUCCAUGUUGAAAGCUGCUGAGAUUGAGAUACAAAAAGAGCACCAAGUGUUGAUGGUCAACAAGACCACCAGUUUCAAGAAGCAAGGCAAACCUAAGAAGGGCAACUUCAAGAAGGGCGGUAAGAAAGCUGCCGCGCCUCCUGAGAAGCCUAAGGGUGGCCCUAAACCUGAUACUGAGUGCUAUUACUGCAAUGGGAAGGGGCACUGGAAGCGUAAUUUCCCCAAGUACUUGGCUGAUCUGAAGAGAGGCCUUGUCAAGAAGAAGAAAGGUAUAUCUGAUAUACAUGUUAUAGAUGUUUAUCUUACUGGUUCUCGUACUAGUAUUUCAUCAUACGAUUCAUCGGAUGACGAGUACGACCAAGAGGAAGAAGAGAACAUAUCGCUACUAUUAUCAUACCGCGCCGUUAAGAAGCCAAAAUUUUGUGGAUCGGUGUUCGGUAGACAGAUUGUGGAGAGAAAGGAUUGA